This is a messenger RNA of Echinostoma caproni, 828 nucleotides long. The record is from the annotation of a GenBank genome assembly. Lineage: Eukaryota; Metazoa; Platyhelminthes; Trematoda; Plagiorchiida; Echinostomatidae.
AUGGACACCUGCAACUUAGAAAUUCUCGAUAUUUAUUCGAACUCGCGUUAUGUAAAAGAUUGUUUGGAGCGUUUUGAGAUUUGGUGUUUCACCCGCAAAAGUCUGGACGCCGAGAAGAAGACAGCACAUUUUCUGUCAGCUGUCGGGAAGGAAGCUUAUGCGAUGAUUAAAAAUUUGGCAUUCCCAGAGUCACCAAUACAACUGAAGUAUGAAGAACUCAAGGAUCUGUUACUAAAACACUUCGAGCCAGUCAACUUUGAAGCAACUGAGCGAGCGAAAUUCCAUUGCCUUGCUCGUGAUCCUAAUCAGUCUGUUCGAGGAUUCAUUCUUCAGUUGCAGACUCGGGCUGCAGGCUGUAAUUUCAAAGAUCAGCUUCAAACUCAGCUCCAUGAUAGACUUAUUGCUGGAAUUAACUGUUCUGAGCUACAGCAGCAGUUAUUGUUGAUUCCAAACUGCACAUUUCAAACCGCAAAGGUGGUCUUGGAACAAUAUCAGGAUGUACGUGCGGCCGUACGUGAGGAGCCAAAAGUAUUGUUCAGUCACAAUCGUGGGUCAGCGCUUGAAGCUCAACAGACGCGGCAGUUCAAAAGUGUCAACAAAGCUGGUAAUUACAGUCCGACGCCCACGCAAUCUGCAAAUAAUAACAUUCGCCACUGGAACCCUUGCAAAUCAUGCGGUAGGCGACACUCUCGACUAUCUCGUAAAUUUCGCAAUGCCAAGUGCCACAAGCGUGGUAAGUCUGGGUACCUCCAGUCUGUUUGUCGAGGCACACAUAACUGUGUGACACAUAACUUAGUCCCUGAUGCAUGCUUGCCUACCGACUUUUAG